Prosopis cineraria is the source of this 2115-nucleotide messenger RNA. RefSeq names its product phosphate transporter PHO1-like. Gene Ontology annotation, molecular function: inositol hexakisphosphate binding. Gene Ontology annotation, biological process: phosphate ion transport; cellular response to phosphate starvation. Lineage: Eukaryota; Viridiplantae; Streptophyta; Magnoliopsida; Fabales; Fabaceae. Bases 4 to 2010 code for a protein of 668 amino acids. The transcript is spliced from 13 exons. Gene Ontology annotation, cellular component: trans-Golgi network; Golgi apparatus; plasma membrane. The record is from RefSeq and is a predicted model, not a curated record.
GAAAUGGUGAAGUUCUCGAAGGAGCUUGAAGCUCAACUCAUCCCAGAAUGGAAGGAAGCCUUCGUCAACUACUGGCAGCUCAAGAAACAGAUCAAGAGGAUCAAGCUCUCCAAGCUUCCCAACAAGCCUCUUCUUCCCCAACCUGAAUUCUGCCGCUCGGUUUUCAAUUCUCUCAGCCGCUUUCUCGCCGGAAACUUCCUCUCAUCUGGCGACAAAUCUGAUAUCAUAAGGGUCAGGAGAAAAUUCAAGGAGGAUACGCGCCAAGAAGUUUAUGAAACUGAACUUGCUCAGUUGUUUUCAGAAGAAGAUGAGGUGCGUGUGUUUUUUGAAAGGCUUGAUGAAGAACUGAAUAAGGUAAACCAGUUUUACAUGAGACAAGAGAGUGAGUUUUUAGAUAGAGGAGAAAUUCUGCAAAAGCAGCUCCAAGUAAUGCUAGAUCUCAAACAAAUUCUCUUCGAUCGUCGCCGGAAAAAUUCUCCAGCGAAAACGUUUGGCUCUGGAUUAUCUUCUCCCUCUCUAGCCGGCGACUCCAAUUUCUCCGCAGAAGAUUAUCAAGUAUCGGAUGAAACAAACUCAGAAGUUUCCCAGACCGAUGAAGUGACGACAACCCUGGAAAGAAGGGGUGGUGUAAGCUUUAUGGUGACCAAGACAACGAGGAAAAAGCCGAAAACAGCGGCAACAAGGAUUGAUAUUCCGGCGAUGGCGCCGACACGAGCAAUCACAGCAAUGACGACAAAGCUGUGGGAUGAUCUUGUGAAUAACCCUAAAAAGGAAGGAUCCAUGGAAUACGUCAACAAGAGGAAUAUACAGUGUGCUGAGAAAAUGAUAAGAAAAGCAUUUGUGGAGCUCUACAAAGCCCUUGGCCUUCUCAAAACAUACAGCUCAUUGAAUAUGGUAGCUUUCACAAAGAUACUAAAGAAAUUUGACAAGGUAUCUUGUCAGAAAGCAUCCGCAAAUUAUUUAAAAGAAGUGAAGAGAUCUCAUUUUGUUAGUUCUGAUAAGGUGGUGAGAUUAAUGGACGAAGUGGAAUCUAUAUUCACAAAGCACUUCGCCAACAAUGAUAGAAAAAAAGCAAUGAAGUUUUUAAGACCCCAACAGAACAAAGAUUCUCAUAUGGUCACCUUCUUUGUCGGUUUGCUUACAGGUUGUUUUGCAUCAUUGUUCUGUGUAUACGCAAUCUUGGCUCAUCUGUGCGGCAUAUUCUCAUCCUCCACAGAACCAGCUUAUAUGCAAACUGUUUACCCUGUCUUCAGUGUGUUUGCAUUGUUAAGCUUGCACUUGUUCAUGUAUGGAUGCAACCUGUUCAUGUGGAAGAGUAAAAGGAUAAACUACAACUUCAUAUUUGAGUUCUCUGCAAACACGGCACUAAAGCACAGAGAUGUCUUUCUCAUAUGCACUGCCUCCAUCACUGCUGUGAUUGGAACAAUGGUCAUCCACCUCCUCCUAAGGGCUGCCGGCUUUUCUGCUUCCCAAGUUGAUGCCAUUCCAGCCAUUCUUCUUCUGUUUUUCAUAGUCCUUCUCAUCUGCCCACUUGACAUCUUUUAUCGCUCCACACGUUACUCCUUCAUUCGGGUUAUUCGCAACAUUGUGUGCUCUCCUUUCUACAAGGUUUUGCUGGUAGAUUUUUUCAUGGCUGACCAAUUAACAAGCCAGAUUCCAUUGUUAAGGCAUUUGGAAACCACAGGCUGUCACUUAUCUGCUAGAAUCUUCAAUACACACCACCCAGAGACCUGUCAUUCUGGAAGGUUGUACAUGGAAAUAACUUAUAUCAUCUCCUUCUUGCCAUAUCAUUGGCGCGCUCUGCAAUGUGCAAGGAGGUGGUUCGAUGAUUCAGAUUUGAACCAUCUAGUAAACAUGGGGAAGUAUGUUUCAGCCAUGGUGGCAGCAGGAGCAAGAGUAACGUAUGGCAGACGAGAAGACAAUCUAUGGUUUGCUAUUGUAUUGAUAACUUCUGUCGUGGCCACCGUGUAUCAAUUGUAUUGGGACUUUGUUAAGGACUGGGGUUUCUAAAUCCCAACUCAAGAAACCCAUGGCUCAGAGAUGAUCUAAUUCUAAAGAACAAAAACGUAUACUACAUAUCCAUAGUAAGUCCUUGAUACCAAGUCUCUCUCUCUC